This is a messenger RNA of Parasteatoda tepidariorum (common house spider), 2238 nucleotides long. RefSeq lists its product as uncharacterized. Gene Ontology annotation, molecular function: calcium ion binding. NCBI's taxonomy places the organism in Eukaryota, Metazoa, Arthropoda, Arachnida, Araneae, Theridiidae. The record is from RefSeq and is a predicted model, not a curated record.
AUGAAUAUUUAUAUUUUAGAAGUAGUAAUUUCCUCUCCUGCUACAUCUACAGUUACUUCAACUAUAACUAGCACCAGAAAAACAGAGCCACCUACUACACCAGAAAUUUCAUCUCUAAUCACAUCUGCAAUUACGCAAAUAUCAACGGGGAAAGAAACAAGCCCUAAACCAAAACCCUCCCCAUAUGUGCCCUCGUCAUCAAUUCGGGAUAUUUUCAUUAUCACUAGUGAUGUCACAAAUUUAACGCAAGAUAUAACCAUUAUGUAUAAACCUACUGACGUCACUAAUGACUCUAACUAUUUUUCAUCUUCAUUCAAACCAUUUGAAACUUCUCCACAUGGUUCAUCAUCAGUAACAGAAUUUGAAUCGGCUACUACAUCUAUGUUCAUUUCCUCUGAAUCUGCACCCAGUUCCCAAGCAACAUCGAAGAAAAGUUUCUCUUCAACUACUCAUAAGUACAAACUAUGUAAGAAAAACUACUGCAAACAUUUUGGAGUCUGUCUGGAGGAGGAAGGAAAGGAAAGAUGCAUUUGCAACUAUCCAUUUGGUGGACCAGACUGCGGAGGUAGUUACUGGUGCUCCAAAGGAUUUGGGAAAUCUGAGUGCCCAGCAGGAAAAUGCCGAUUUGAUUUCAAAACAAGAAUCGGAUAUUGUGACUGCGCCAAAGACCAAUAUUACAAUUUUUUAAAGAAGCAAUGUGAAUAUAUUGAUAACUGCCCAUUUAUGGACAUCAAAUGCACAAAGCCUUUUGAAGAAUGCAAAAUGGGGGCUUGUGUAUGCAUUGAGAAUUUCAGGAGAAAUGAUAAACAAGAUUGUAUUCCUGACUUCUGUCCAUCAAAUCUUAACCCUUGUGGAGAGAAUGAAAUUUGUGAAGAUGUUUUAGAUGAACCCGGGCGAGUGAAUUGCAUCUGCAAACAAGGUUUUACAUUUGAUGGCAAAACAUGCCAAAAAGUAAAUAAGUGUUCUGUUCCUGGAUUACUAGGAUGUGAGCAAGUCUGCAACAGUGACACUGAGGCAUGCGAAUGUUAUCCUGGAUAUACAUUGCAGUCUAACAAGAAAACUUGUGAACUCACUGAUGAAUCACAGAAAUGCGAAAAGGAUUGCGGUGCAGGAGCCUGUAUAAAAGUGAAUGAAUCUGAGAGUUGCCUUUGCCCCCCUGCGUAUGCUGCAAAAGGACUUACGUGUGUUGAUCGAUGUACAGCGGAAGCUUUGCCUCUUGGUUUAUGUCCCGAUGAUCAAUGUAUAGUGGAUGCUAAACUGGGAUUCAAAUGCAAGUGUCAUGGGAAGUAUGCUUACCACAAUGAUGGAAUAACAUGUCGAAGGAAACUGAUGUGUUCUGAAGCAGGAGGUAAUAACGAUUGCGCUGGAAAGAAUGCACUUUGUUUCGAAGAUUUCGAUUCUGAAUAUGGUUAUCAAUGCCGAUGUCGAAAAAGUCAGAGAUUUGAUACAAAUGACCAAUGCGAAGAUAAAUGUAAUGUUGAAUCAUUCAGGAAGAAUUGUAUACUGCGUACGGCUACAUGUGAAUUGGGCGAAUGUCAAUGUCCACCUAUGCUAAGUUUUGGACGAGAUGGUAGAUGCUCUGAAAUCGCUCAAGCAUCUUACCUAGGAUAUUUGCCUAUAUCGAAGCAAUUUUACACUGUCCCCCCAUCAACAGAGUUUUCUCAGAAUUCUGAUGAAACAGAAAUUAUAAACUACAAUUCUAUUCAAAAGGAUGUAAGAGAUGCAAUGGUAACUCUACUAGGGAAAAAUUAUCAGUCCUCUUACAUCUUAAGUUGCGAAAUGAAAACGUUGUCCUACAAUUGCUUGAUAGAAGUACAGUUUAAAGCAGAUCCACUAGACCAAAUCAAUAUCUUAACAGAUCAAUCCUCAUGUGUUGGUGGAACAAAUAACAGAUGCUUAAUGCCUCCUCAUUUAAUUUUGGAUAAGAGUGAAGCCACUGAUGGUAAAUUUUCACCUGCGGAUCCAUGCAAAGAUGUUAUUAUACAAAGGAGUUGUGGCAAACAAAGGGAAUGCACAGCUGUCCGACGUGGGACCAACAAUUUUGUAUGUAGUUGCGGAAAAGGGUUCUCGUCAGUUGGUGUUUUCAGUCCCUUCUCAGACAAGCGAACUAUCAUUCACAACUGUGAAGGUAAUAAAAAUGUCACUUUUGUACUUUAUGCAUUAUCUCAUGUUACUAUGUUUAGUACCUCAGCUUUUUUUACUCGCGUCACCUUCUCACCUUACAUAGAUUAUCAUUAA